Molecule: messenger RNA, 1065 nt
Organism: Nerophis lumbriciformis (worm pipefish)
Lineage: Eukaryota; Metazoa; Chordata; Actinopteri; Syngnathiformes; Syngnathidae
Source: RefSeq, a predicted model, not a curated record
AUGUACAUCUCUGUAGUGCUGCUGGUCCUGACUAAAGUUCUUCUCAUAGAAGUAUGUCAUGCCUUGAACGUGACGGUGAUCCCCGGACCUGUCGUCUCUGCAACGGAGAGGGACAACCUGACCCUGUCCUGCCUGGUCUCCCAGAGAAAGACAAGCACCAGCACUCUGGUCCUCCGCUGGUUCUUCUCCCCUCAGACCUCCCAUAGCCCCGUGCAUCUCUUACCUCCUCCGUCUCCUUCUCCCACCACUGCUCCUGAGUCCUCCCAGGUCCUCAUCGUCAAGAUGGGCAUCAAGAAAAUCAAGCUAUACGGGAACUACACGCGUGGCUUUUCCCAGCCAAAGUUUCGUCUUUACGAGCAAAUUGAAGGAGAAGCGUACCGUUUGGUGAUUCUCAACGUGAGCGGGACAGACCGGGGCUUUUAUACGUGUCGAGUGCAUGAGAUAAGAAAGUACAGGAACAUAUGGAGGGCAUCCUCCAAUGGCAGCAGCACCACACAGCUGACAGUGCAUUUUACACUAGAGGCUCGUAGAGGCGAAGGAAUUUGGCGUCUGUUAUCAGACGUGAAUGUGUGUGCCGUGCUGAUCUGCUCGUUGGGCUUGCUCUCCAUCUUCCUCUUCACUCUCACACUGACCAUCCAGUAUUUCUACAGAAGACAUAGGCUCAAAGCAAGUUAUCUUCUAGUCAAGUGUCCAGAGAGCAGCUCCGGAGAAACGGUAACCAGCACCAGCAGUUCUUCAAGUUCCUCUCCAAGACCACAGAAUAAAUACACAAAGCAUCAAAGUGAUGUAAAAGUGGCAUUAAAACCCCCAAAAUUGCCUGAGGAUCCACCACCACAAACACCGCAGAAAGUGCCUGUGGCUUCAAAAAGACCCCAGAAGCCCAAAAGGUCAAAGGCUCCAAGGCGGUCUCAGCCUCGAGCACAUCAGGAGGAGAGUCUGACCUACGCAGAACUGGAAUUGGUCCGACCGACCGUCGAACCCCCGGCCUCGACCUGUCCCGACCUCGAGCCCUCAAACCCAGACACGGUGUAUGCUCAGAUCCUCUUCCAGGAGAAACAGCUGUAA